UUGACUUGCGUGGCGGGACCCGCGGCAGCCAUAUUUGUUAAGGGAAGGGGACCCGAGGGAAGCAAAGAACUUUUCUUCUCUUCACUCGCUGCUUACCACCACAAACGAACCCUAAAUUAUGGCGGCUUCUGCGCCGGCCCCGCAUACGACUGACUUCCCGGUUGAGGGUCGCUGCAGUUACUAUGUGGAAAAGAAGAAGCGCUUCUGCAGGAUGGUGGUGGCAGCGGGGAAAAGAUUCUGUGGGGAACACGCUGGAGCCGCGGAGGAAGAAAAUGCUCGGAAAAGAAUUCUGUGUCCUUUAGAUCCAAAACAUACAGUAUAUGAAGAUCAACUAUCAAAGCAUUUGAAAAAAUGUAACUCAAGAGAGAGGCCAAAACCUGACUUCUUUAUUCAAGAUAUUAAUGCAGGCUUAAAAGAUGAAACAGAAAUACCUGAACAAUUAGUUCCAAUUUCUUCUCUUUCUGAAGAGCAUUUGGAAAACUUAAUUAAGAAAUUGCAGAAAGCAAGUGAAGGUUUGAACUCUACACUUAAAGAUCAAAUUAUGUCCCAUCCAGCAUUGCAUGAUGCCCUUAAUGACCCUAAAAAUGGUGAUUCUGCAACCAAACACCUGAAACAGCAGGCUUCUAUUUUAGGUAACAUUGAAAAAUUAAAGUUACUUGGUCCAAGAAGAUGCUUUGUUGAGUUUGGAGCAGGAAAGGGAAAAUUAUCUCAUUGGGUUGAUAUUGCCUUAAAAGAUGCUGAAAAAGUUCACUUCAUCCUAGUAGAAAAGGUGACCACGAGAUUCAAGGUAGAUGGCAAACACAGAAAGAAAAAUUCAGUAUUUGAGAGACUUCAGAUUGAUAUUCAACACUUGUGUUUGAAUAAGAUUCCUUUGCUAAGCAAAGAAAAACUACCUGUGGUAGGAAUUGGAAAGCAUCUAUGUGGUGUAGCAACAGAUCUUGCAUUACGAUGUUUGGUUGAAACCUAUGCUGCCAGUUGUGAGGAAAGGAAUGAAGAACCUUUAGCCAAACGCAUAAAGAAUGAUAAAACAGGAAAAGAAAUUAACACUGUGGCCAAGAAAGGAAAUGAGAAAAAUGUCCCAGAGAAGUGGAGCCCUGUGGCUGGCAUUGUUAUUGCACUCUGUUGUCACCACAGGUGUGAUUGGAGACAUUAUGUGGGCAAAGAGUAUUUCAGGGCUCUAGGCCUUGGAGCAGUGGAAUUCCACUACUUCCAGCGAAUGAGUAGUUGGGCGACUUGUGGGAUGCGAAAAACAUCUUUGGAAGCCUCCAGUCUCAGCACAAAGAGAAAAGAUGAGCAGAACGAUGACAGUGAAGAGCAUGACGAUGGGGGAUGCCGAAUCACAGAUGAAAGCAGUGGGAGUGCGCCUGGGUUCCUUACUGUUGAAGAGAAGAAGAAAAUAGGGCAUCUUUGUAAAUUGCUGAUUGACCAAGGCCGAGUCGAGUAUUUACAGCAGAAAGGAUUCAGUCCUGCUUUACAGUAUUAUACAGAUCCUCUGGUGUCUUUGGAAAAUGUAUUGUUAACUGCUUUACCAAAUCAUUCUUCAUCACCAGAAACAACUGCUUAA
Molecule: messenger RNA, 1564 nt
Organism: Lutra lutra (Eurasian river otter)
Lineage: Eukaryota; Metazoa; Chordata; Mammalia; Carnivora; Mustelidae
Gene: TRMT13
Product: tRNA methyltransferase 13 homolog
Exons: 11
Coding region: 119-1564 (481 amino acids)
Biological process (GO): tRNA methylation
Source: RefSeq, a predicted model, not a curated record